AUGAGCUUGAAAGAAGUAUUCGAACAACAUCCAUGGAGGUCAUUUAAGAAGUUCAAUGAAGCUGCAAAGAGUUGGGGAUUUACUAACAGAGCUGAAGUGAAAAGGUUCUUUGACAAAAAUGUUGUACACCAAACAAAAAUAAACCCUUACGACUACUUUUUACUAAUUUACUCCAACACUCCUGACGCAUACCAAUUUGACACUCUCAUUCAAAGCAGAAAAGGAGGACAUAAACCAUUCCUCAUCUUCAUUAAUGUUAACACUCGUAAAGCAUAUGCAUAUCCAAUGAAAAAUAAAGGAACUCGUGAAGUGUUAAGAGUUUUACAAAAGUUUGUAGCAGAACAUAGCCCAAGUACUUUAACAUCAGACCAAGACAGUGCAUACCUCAGCAAUGAAAUCACAGAUUUUCUCAUUAAGCAUAACAUAACUCACUACACUACUGAAGACCAUAACCAUAACAUACUCGGCAUCAUAAACCGCUUCAUAAGAACGCUCAGAGAUUUAAACCAAGAGCGAGACUUUACCGAAGAAACAAUGAAACAUUUUCUCGAAAUAUAUAAUUCCUCAACACAUUCUACAACAGGACAUACACCAAAUUCAAUGACACAACAACAAGAAGAAAA
Messenger RNA from Trichomonas vaginalis G3, 623 nucleotides. RefSeq names its product integrase core domain containing protein family. The record is from RefSeq and is a predicted model, not a curated record. Gene Ontology annotation, molecular function: nucleic acid binding. The transcript has a single exon. Gene Ontology annotation, biological process: DNA integration. Lineage: Eukaryota; Parabasalia; Trichomonadida; Trichomonadidae. The annotation marks the transcript as partial.